Molecule: messenger RNA, 408 nt
Organism: Diatraea saccharalis (sugarcane borer)
Lineage: Eukaryota; Metazoa; Arthropoda; Insecta; Lepidoptera; Crambidae
Source: the annotation of a GenBank genome assembly
AUGCGUGAAACCAGUCAAAACCAUCACAACCAAAACUGUGCAGCGUCCGUAGCUCAAGUGAAGGAUCGUCUCGCUACUGGCGCGCCGUUCUGUGCUUCGGUGCACGGGCUACUAACCCAUCUAGACUUAGAUGAAGUGGACAAUAUCACGGACCAAAACGAGGAACUGCGAGUACGUUUUGCUGAUCAUACUGGUGAAUUGAAUGCUCGCAUUCCUAUAAACGUUUUAGAAGAUGCUCUUGGAUGUACCGCUGUGGAAUUGAAAGCGAUGUCACCAGAGACCCGUGCAGCGGUUCGAUGGAGGGUGCUGUUGGAACAGUGCAGUGCAAAACUAGCGGGAACUUCUCCAAGACUACUAGUAUUGACCCUACGUCGAGCCUCACCCGCUGAUCCUAUACCAUUAUAUUAA